UGUUCCAACCUUAACUUAACGAGUGUUAAUGUUUGUCCAAUUGCUUUCGACGAAAAGUAAAGUUCGAAAGAAAUAGUUUAUUUAAUUUUUAAAUAUUGCAUUUAAAAAAAAGCAAUAAUUAUUAAGGGUGAUAAAAAGGCAAGUCUGUGUGAGUAUCGUGUAUAUGUAUUGUUCAUUAGUUUCUAAUAGAAGAAAAGUGUGUGUGGUGCGAAAAAAGAUUGAAAAUAUGUGCAGAUAUAGUGACGUAUUUCCAUCUUGACAUCUCAUUGAACUAAAAUAAAAGUUCAUAAUGUGGGGGGAAUUUGAGGAACCACCAGGAACCGUGGAAGAAGGUCCACCUGAAACACUUUUGGAAGCAAAGAAGACCUGCAAGCAAAAUAAAAAUCAGUUGGAAUCUCUUAAAGAAAUUAUGUUGAAAAACAAACAAAGUUUGAAAAAGAAAGAAGAAGAAGUGCAGGAAUAUGCUAGUAGGCUAUCAAAAAUUAAAUCUAGGACUAAGUUGUCGAAACGUAGUAAAGAGGGUGCUUCAACAUCCAAAGAUGUAGAACACCCAUCUGAAAUUGAUACAAGUAUAAGAGAUAUUAGUCAAGCGACAACACCUAAAGCUAAAUCUUCUUUGCUUCAAAGAAUGUUGGUAGAGAAUAGGAAAGUAUUUGAACAGCGUAACAAAGAAAUGACAGAAACUAAGCGAGCUGUAGAAGAAAAAGUGGAAGCCAUUAGACAACAAUUAGAUGAAAAAGAUUUAGCAAUGAUGGAAUUGCAGAAAGAUCAAACUGUAACACCUGUAAUAGUUACUUCUGAAAUGGUAAUACCAGUGCCCGAGUCUACUUAUAUUCAGGAGAAGGAUAACGAAAUAAUAGAACUUAACAAUAAGGUUUCGGAGUUACAAGCAAUUAUUAUGGAUCUUCAAGAAAAUUUGAAAGAAAAGGAUUCGGUUAUUGAUUCAAAGACUAAAGCUAUAACGCUUAUGUCAGCUGAUCUUUCUAAAAAGGGUAAAACGACAUUAGAUACGCUUGAAGAUACGAAAGGUGAAAUGCGAACAAUGCAAGAACAUUUCGUUUUAUUAGAAUCAUCAUUAAAGCAAAAAAAUGAUAAUCUUCUUCAGCAACUUCAUGAAAGGGAUGAUAAAAUAUUAGAAUUAGAUGAUACGAUUAAAAGAUACGAAAAUGAACUGGCUGAACAAAAAUUAUCUGAGAUAGCAAACUCUGAUUUGUCGCGUUCGACUUUGGAUACUUUGGCUGAUACAAAAAGUGCUAUGACAUCUAUGCAAGAAAAUUUUAUUCUCAUUGAAUCUUCCUUAAAAAUGAAAAAUGAUAAUUUACUUCAACAAUUGCAAGAUUAUGAAAUUAAAUUAGCAAAAGCUAAUGAAAAAAUAUUUCAAUUAGAAUCUGGCAAAGGUAUUGUAAAAACACCUUCAAUAGAAGAUUUACAAUAUAAUCUAAAUAAAUUAAAAGAAAAUAAUCGUCAAUUGCAAGAUGAAAAAUAUGAACUUCAAAAGAGUAUCGCUGAUAUGCAAAAUAAGAUUAUUGAUUCCAAAUCUAUGCAUGGAAAUGGUGCUAUUAUGGAAAAAGAUAACAGGAUAGCAGAACUUGAAAACUUAGUAGAAGAACUUAAAAAGUCCAAUGAUUUGCUCGAAGAGGAAUCUAAGACUGAAUUACAAAAGCAGCUUGCAGAAUUAUCUGUGAAGAAUGAAGAUUAUUCUAAUAGAAUUAUGGAACUUGAAAAAUUAGUGCACAAUCUUGAAAUAGAAAAGAAUGAAAUUGCAUCUCAACUGCCAUCUGAACUUUCAAUUCAAAAAGAAAACGAAAAAACUCAAAAACUUAUUAAAGAAUUAGAUGAUUUAAAUAAAAAUAUGAUUAAAAUAAAAGCUCAACACAAAAGUAAAGUAAAGGGUUUACAAAAGCAAUUGGAAAACUUCAAAAUGGUGUCCGACACAAAUGCGGAGCUCGUUAGGCUGGGAAAUCAAGUUGCUUUAUUGGAGGAGGAGAAAGGUAACCUUCAGCUGAGUCUGGUAGACUUUGACGAGCUUAAAGCAUCUGCAGGAGAUUGGCAAGAACGCAUAACAGAGCUCGAAAGCAGAGUAUCCAUGCAAACUGAUGAAAUACAAAAAAAUAUUGAUGCUAUAGCUAUUUUGGAAAAUCAGAAAUUAGAUCUUAUCCAAGAGCUACAUUUAAUAAAACAAAAAGUUUCCAAAUUAGAAGCAGAAGUUGCGGAUGCUGAAAAUCAUAGAGUAACCGCAGAAAUGAAAGUAGUCGAUUUAGAGGAACAAUUGGAGUCAGUGCACAAAAUAACAGAAAAUAAAUUAGAAAUGUCACCUAAUGUAAAUGAGCUUCUUCAAAAGAUAGAAACUUUACAACAAGAGAAUACAGAACUAUCAAGUAAAUUAACCAAAUUGGAAGAAAAAAGUACUUCUGAUGCAGGAUCAACCGAAUCGUUUGAAACUAUACAUGAAGUUGAUAAAAAUGAAUUAUUGAAAAAGAUAGAAGAUCUUACACAAAGAAAUGACGAAUUAACGAUAAAAUUAACGAAAUUGGAAGAAAGAAAUAAUUCACAUGCUGGUUCUACAGAAUCUUUUGAGGCCAUAAAUGAUGUAGAUAAGAAUGAAUUAUUAAAAAAGAUUGAUCAGUUAACUCAGGAAAAUAAUGACCUUAUAGUAAAACUAAGUAGGAAUGAUGAAAAAGGAUCUUCUGAUACAGGUUCUACUGAAUCGUUUGAGCGUAUUCCAGAACAUAAUGAGAGUACAGCAAAGAUUGAGCUUCUUACUCAAGAGAACAAUGAUCUCGUAAUUAAAAUGACUAAACUCGAAGAAAAACUACUUCAUCUUGAAAAUAGUUAUUCUGAAAUAGUUGAAUCCAAUGAUAUCUUACAGAUUCGUAAAAAUGAGCUUGAUUUAAAGAAUGAGUCUUUAUUAUACUCAAAUAAUAAUCUAUCUACUGAAUUGACGAAGUUAAAAUCACAGAUAUCAGAUAUGGAAGAAGAAAAUACUAAUCUCCAAAAAAGAAUUGAAGUACUUAUCACAGAAAAUAAUGAUCUAGUUAUAAAAUAUACAAAGUUAGAGGAGCGUCUAAGUGUAAUUCAGGAGAAACAAUCCAAUAGUACAGAAAGAACAAUGCGUUCUAUUGAUAAUGAAGAUCAAAUGAAUGCUUUACUUUUAGAGAAAAAUAAUCUUGAAAAGGAAUUAAAAAUUGUAGUAGAGAAAUUAAUUGAACGUACUAAUAAUGCAUCGUUCUUUGAAAUAGAAAUGAAUGAUACAAAAUUAAAAAUGAAUAAGUUGUUAGAAGAAAGACAGGAAAUUAUUGUGAAAAUGCAACAACUUGAAGAGAUAAACCAACAGUUAAUAGAUGAUUUAAACAGAACUACUCAAGAAAAAGAAGAAUUAUCCAAUCAGAUUGAAUUUAUCAACCAAAAAGAAAUUAAAACAGAGGAGGGACAAGAAAUUAGUGCUGGGUUACAGGAGUCCAUAGAAAAACCUGAUAACAGUCAGCAGACAAAUGUAUCUGCAAUAUUGCAAGAUGAAUCUACUAUAAUUGCAUCGUUAGAAAAAGAAAUAAAACAUUGUAAGGAGUUAAUAACAGAACAGACAAAUAUUAUAGAAGAAAUGAAGUUGAAGUUAUCGAGUCAGGAAGAAGAAUUAGAAGAAAAAACUAAACAAAUACUUAAUUAUGAAGCAUCUGAGAAAGAACGAGAAACUAUAGAACACGAAUUAAAGGAGAUGUCAGAAACAAUAGAAGAAUGGAAAUUCAAAUAUGAAAAUUUGAAAGAGAAAAUGAAUUCAUUGGAAGUAAGUAAGGUAUCUAUUGAGAAUGGCUUUAGUAUGUUACAAGAAGAAAAUAAACGGUUAAUUGGAGAAAUAGAACAAAAAGAAAUGGCAAAAAAUAUAUUGAAAGAAGAAUUAGAAAGUAGAAUAGCAACGCUUGAAUCAAAUCUAGAAAAGGAAAGAACAAUUAUCAUUAAGAAAGAGGAUGAAAUAAAUAAUUUGAAAGAAAGCUUAGAAAGUAAAAAUCAAGAUUUGCAAAAUAAAUAUUUACAAAAUGAGAUGAUGGCCAUAGAUAAUUUCCAAUACGAACUUAAUAAUUAUAAAAUUGAUAUUCAACAAAAAGAUCUUCGAAUUGUUUCAAUAUCGCAGGAAUUAGAAAAAGUUAACGAUGUUUUGAGAUCGAAGGAAGAUGAAAUCUAUUCUUUAGAAAAGAAACAUUCGGAAUUACAAGAAAAAUUACGCGAGUCGGUACCUCGUACAGAAUAUAAAAAAUUAUUAGAAGAAUUACGCGAUGACGCGAUGCUUAUUAAUAAUAUGCAAAGUAAACUUGACGAACAUAUGAAAGAAAAAAAUGAAUUAUUAGUUCAAUUGGAAAGCAUGUCUCAUCAGAAUCAAGAAGUACAAUGUCAAUUGAUAGAAAAACACGAAGAACUUCAAAAUGUUUUGAUGAUCAAAAAUGAGUUAAAUGCACAAAUUAUAGAAACAGAAAGAACUAAAGCUAAUGCAAAGAAAAGAAUAAUGGAUAUUGAAAGUUCUUUGGAAAACAAUGCUAAAUUUAUCGAUGAAUUACAGUCUGAAUUAAAAGAUGCCUAUAUACUGAUGGAACAGUUAAAAGUUAAACAUCUAGAGGAUAUAGAAAUGCAUAAUCGAAGACUCGAAGAUACCAUAGAAGAAUUAAAUAUCAAAAUUCAAGAAUGCGAAAGUUUGAAAACUGAGUUAUUAGAGAAAGAAAAGCUUAUUAGUCAAAAUCUUUUUGAAGAAACUAAAAUUACUUUAGAGACUAAAGUUACUGACCUAGAACAGAAACUUGUUGAUUCUGAAAAUAAAAAACAAGCCCAAUUAGAAAAAAUGAAGAAAAUCGUAGCGACUUUAAAAAGAAAAACUGCCAUGUGUCAAGAAUUCGAAGCAAGAAUUGCAGAAUUGGAAGAGAAGUGGACAAGUGAAAAGGACGAAAAAGAAGCGAAAAAUAAGAAAAAUCAAGAAGUUGAGAGUUCUAUGCGAGAGAAGGAUAAUAAAAUAGCUGAUUUGGAGGAGAAGUUGAGUAAAGCUAAAAGUGAGACAGCUGAUUCUCUUGAGCAUGUCGAAAGACUUACAAAUGAAAGUGCUGUUCUUAAAGAUAAAAUGUUUUUACUCACCAAUCAAAUUAGUGAAUUGGAAGAUGAAUUGCAUAGGCGCAUAGCACAACAUACCACUGACAUGGAAGCUGAAAAAUUAGCUAAACAAAGUGUUAUCAAAGAAUGUGAAUCUUCCAAAAAAGAAAUUCUUCAAAAAUAUGAUCAACAGCAAUUGAUUCUUGAAGAAACGAAAGAAAAUGCAAGAGAGCUUAGUGUACGCAUGCAAGUUAUGGAAACAGAAUAUGUAGAACACCUUGGAGUGAUAAAACAUCUUCAAGCUGAAAAUUGUUUAUUAUCGUCGAAACGAAUACAGGUUAAUGAAAAAUUGGAAAAUGUAGAAAAAGAGUCAGAAGAUCGACGAUUGCUUAUUGAAGAAUUACAAAAGAAAAUUGUUAUGUCGACUGUGGAUCAGAUAACUCAAACUUCGGAAGAUGAAUUGGGACACGAUACAAGAUCAAUAGUACAACAAUGCGAUCAUUGUGAACAAUGCCAAACCAUAGUACAGGCAUUAGAGGCUAAACUUCAGGAACGAGAAGCUGAAAUUGAAAAUUUGGAUAAUGAAUUAGCUAAUUCUAUUGGUAAUUUUGUUCAAAUGCGUGAAUCUUUAAGAUUCAAUGAUAUGAUGAACCAAUCCACUAUAAGAAAUAGAACGAUGGAAGAUCCUUACAACGAUCUUUUAUAUCAAUAUAAUACAUUAUUAGCCAAUAACGAGGAAAUUAAAACUAAAUUGGAAAACGUGGUCAAAGAAAAUAAGGAAAUUGUUGAAAAAAGUAAAACUCAUGAAGCUUUGAAUGUAAGUUUGCAAGACAAAAUUCUUGCUAUGGAGAAAACUUUAAUGGAAGAUGAAAAAUAUAAUGACUUAUUGAAAAAGUAUAACGAUCGGGAAAGUGAAUUACAAAAUUUACAAGAAAAACUAGAAGCUAUGGAAAAUGAAAUGAAACGAUCUGUAGAAAUGUUUCAAAGUGAAAUAACUGUACUUAAGUCUGAAAAGGAAGAAUUAUUAGAAAAGUAUAAAUUAUUAAGCAGUCAGAAAGAAGCUUUGGAACAAGAAUUGGAACAUCUUAAGAUAGAGAAUAAUGAGCAUAAUCAAAGGUUAAUAGAAUUACAAUCAGAAUUAGAUAAAUUUAAUCAGAAAAAUACGACACUGAUCGAAGAAACGGUUAAUAUCAGCUUGACAAAAAGUAGCGAUUUGGAUAUCGUACAUGAAGAAAAAUAUACUUCACCUCAACUCUUUGAUGCUUCGAAAAUUUUCGGACCUCAGUAUAAUAUAGAUGAACAAAAGGAAACAGCGAAAUUACAGGAUCUCGUUAAUAACAAAGAUAUAGAAUGUUUAGCUCUUAAAAAAGAAAUUGAUAGUUUACAGAAACAAAUGAACGAAGAUAAAGCACAAAUGUUGCUUAAUCAUAACGCAUAUGAAGAAGAAUUAACAAUUUCUCAGGAACGUUGUCAAACAAUGCAAAUAAAAAUAAACAAUUUGCAACUGGUAAUAGAUGAUAAAGUUAAACAAAUUGGAUUGUUAAACGACGAAAUGAAUAACGUUCAUAAUCAACAAGAAAGUGUUAAUACGCAAAUUGAAGAAUUAAAAAAGACAAAAGACAGUGAAAUUCAAUCUUUGCAGGUGGAAUUAAAUACUACAAAAGAUAUUAUAACAUCGUUAUCUAUGCAAUGUGACGAACAAAAUAAUUUCAUAGAAAUGUAUAAGUUGCAAAUUAGUAAUUUAGAACAAGAAAUACGCAAUAACAUGAAUAAUGACUCGACACUUGAUUUACAGCAUCAAUUAAUGGAAAUUACGAAGGAAAAAGAUAUGUUGCAAUUGCAAAUGAAUGACUUAACUCGAUCUUUAGAAGAAUUAAAACAACAAAAUAUUAUUUUACAAAGUGUCAAAGAAGAGGAGUCGACCAGAAGUGCUAUACAAAAUUUGGAAGUAACUCCAAAAGAUGAGAAUAAAUUACAAAAAACAGCAAGUGGAAGCAGCGAGUUAACAGGAAUACAAACGACACCUGUUAUGGAACAAAGUACAAAUCUGAGUGUUGAUGACACAAAUGAUAAAUUCAAUACUGAUGAGGAUACUUGGGGUUGGAAUGCUGAUGAUGUACAAACAACGGACGAUCAUCAUGAUACCCAUUCCCCAAUUUCAAUAAUUCCUAGUGUAGAAAUACAAUUGCGUACAAAGAUUGAUGAAAUGGAAAAGAAAUUAUUAGAUUUAGAAGAAGAAAAAGUGAAAUUGAUAGAAGAAAAUAAAACUUUACAAAUAAGAAGUGGUAAGAUGGUGAAAAAAUUAAAAGAGUAUAAAGUUCAGGUUGAAAAUUUGCAACAACAAUUGAAGAGUCAAAAAUCUAUGACUGGUUUAUGUGAAUUAGAUUCGGCUAUCGAAGAAGAAUUAAGACUUCAGAUUACCGAAUUAGAGAAAAACUUAAAAGAAUCGAGUGCGGAACAUAAGCACCUGCUUGUUGAAAAGGAAAAUCUCUUAAAACGUAUCAAUGUGCUUGAAUUGGCUAAUGAAACAUACAUAGAUAUGAAAGAAAAGCAAGAUAUGAAUAUGGAAGUUCUUAGAUUAGAAAACAAAGAUCUUACGAACAAGAUAAAGUCCUUGGAAGGUAGAUUUUCGGAAGAAAAUAUAACAUCUGAAAGUGAACAGGAAUUUGCAAUGUCAGCUAAGCAACUGCAGAAAAGAGCUACUGAAGAUGUAACACCAGACAUUAAACAAUUAUGCGAUAAACAUAAGGAAGAAUUGGAAGCUCUAAAAGACGACAUGGAAGCCCUUGCCACAGAAAACGAACAGCUUCAAAAUUAUUUGGAAGAACAGAAAUCAAGGAUAUCGACGCUUGAAGGAAAAUUAAUAGCUGGGAAAAAGGAUAGUCAAGAAUUGAGGGAAGUUAAAGAAAGAAAAGAUGAGUUGCAAGAUCUGUUAGAGAAGUUAGAAGAAGAAAAUAAAGUUUUGAAGAAACGAUUUGAAGAACGUCUUGGUGACAUUUCCAAAGAAACUCUUCAAAUGGAAGAACAAAUAAAGGAACUUAAUCAACAAUUAGAACGAUCCGAAACAAGAACAAACGAGUUAGAGAAAAGAGAGGAAAAUAUUCUCGAAGAGAAAUCCAAAAUGGAGGAAAGGAUAAAUAAAGCUAAAAUCACAGAAGAAAAACUUUCUGCUGUGUCGGAAUCGUUAACAGAAGUUACAGAACUUUUGAAUGCUCGAGUACAAGAAGUAGCUGAUCUAAAACAAGAACUUCAGAAACAAUACGUAGCUCGUCAGGAAGCUGAAGAAAAAUUACAAAAUAAUAUACAAGAUUUAACUUAUGAAUUGAGGGAAAGGAAACAAGAAUUAGAUGAUUUACGAGGAGCCUUUAGUGUUAAAGAAAGCGAAUUGAUUCAACAAAAGAGCGUUGAGACCGUUAGUUUACUUGUGAGCGAAGCUACGCAGGAACUCGUGCAAAAGCAUGCGAUUGAUAUUGAAGAUAGAAACAAAGAAAUUCGUGAUCUUCGUGAUAAAUUAAACGCAUUACAAAUAACCAACGAUGAAUAUGCCUCUGAAUUAGUAAAGAGAUCUACUCAAGAGGAAACUGUAAUAUCCUUGUCACAAAAUCUUAAUGAAAAAGUUAUGCUUUUGGAAACUAUCAAGGCUGAAUUAUUACAGACGAAAGAAGAAUUCCAGCAACAUCAAUUGCAAUGGGAAAGUGAAUCGCGACAACAUUCGUUGGAUACCGAAAAAUAUUUGUCGACGAUCGGUCAAUUGGAAGAUCGUUUGCGCGAAUCCGAAUAUGUAUCAAGAAAAUUGCAAGAACAAGUCACGAGUUUAUCUCGCUUUGAGCAAGAAAUCGUAAAUUUACAAGCAACUUUAUCGGAUAAGGAAUUCGUUUUGAAUAAAUUUGAAGAAGAAUUGCAGAGAUCUAAAGUGUUAUUAAACGAGAGGGAUGCGGAAAUAAAGGAGCUACGAAUUGAAUUGCAACAUUUCGAUGAAAUGAAAAAAGGUCUCCAUGAAAGUGCGAACGAGUUCAUUUAUUCAACUGCAGAGUUUGAAACGAUACGUAAAAAUUUGGAAAUGACUAAAGAAGCUUUGAAAGAAACUGAAUCUUUGCUGAAAGUGACAGAAGAAAAACUUAACGAGAAACAAAUGGAAUUGGAUAGACUUUCUUCUAAUAAUUCUUUCCUUCAAAAUCAACAAAAUUCCACUACGGGCGAUGGUUUACCAUUAUUUAGAAUGGGAAAUGAUAAUGAAGAGAUGCUUCGUAAUACGAUAGAAAAUUUGAAGAUUCAAUUAGAAGAAAAACAACAAGAAAUAGAACACUUAAAAUACAUUAUUGAAGAGAAUACCUAUCCUAGAAUAAUUCAAGAAAUGCAAGUUAAUAUUAAUCUUCUUUACAACGAAAAAGCACAAUUAGAAAAUGCAUUGCAAACAGCUCAGCAUAGUUUAUUAGAGAAGCAAAAUCAAAUUGAAAGUUUAACUAAACAUUUAGAUGCACCAGAAAAAGAGGACUCGACUUUGCUUACGAGAGAAAGAGAUCGAAGAUCAAUUCAAGAUCAAGAAGAGAUCGUGAAAUUGCAAAACGAGUUGCAUGCAAAGGAACAAGAAAUAAACGAAUUGAAAUAUGUCAUAGCUGAGAAGGAUUCCCAAUUGUCUCAGGUCAAUUUGGAUCCUUCCUCGUACGAUUACGAAUUACGUGAGAACUUGCAGAGCUUAACGGCAGAAUUAUAUGCUAAAGAACAAGAAAUUCAGCAAUUAAAGACGAGUAUAGACGAAGCUCAAAAUGAGAUCUUACGUUUGAAGGAUCUCGAGAGGAUUUCAGAAGAAACUAGAAAUAUGAUCGAAAGAUUGACCUCAGAGAAAGAAACAAUUCGAUUGGAAAGCGAAGAACUUCUGGAAAAGAAACUAGCAGAAAAGGAAUCGGAAAUUGAUGCCAUCAAACAAAGAUUAUCAAUGGAAAACGAAGAAUUCCUUAAUAAGCUUAGAUCUAAGGAUCACGAUGUAGAGAACUUUAAAAGACAAUUGGAAACUUGGUCGAUGGAAUUUGAUGAGGCUUUACGUCGUAAGGAUGAAGAAUUACAAAUAGUAAAUAUGAAUCUUCAAGAAAAGGAUAAACUUAUCUCUGAAUUGACUUUUAUAAAGGAAGCAGAAAUUCGUAACUUGACCAUUCAAAUUCAUGAAAAGGACAUACGUAUUGAGGAACUCAUUGAGCUAUAUAAAAAGGAUCAAAAAGAAUUGGCAGAGUUAAGACAGUAUGUUGAAGAAAAGGAAAGUGAGAUUAGAGAAUUGACCGAUCGAUUGGAAAGUAAAGUUAAGGAAUAUGAAAUGAUUCAACGUGCUCUGAAGAAAGAUUUUCCUAUUGCCGAAGCAAUGAAAAUUCAGGAAGGUCAAGAAAUAGAAAGGACGAUUUUAAAUACCUCCGAUAUUCUCGAAGGAAGCGAAGAUUCGAAAUAUUCGAACGAACUCGACCUCGCUCUUUACAUGCUCCACCAACGAGAUGUCAGAUGCGAAGAAUUAACCCACGAAUUGAUGCAAUUGCUCGAGGAACGUGACACCUUGCAAUUGCGAUUAUCAAAUGCUAUUCGAAUAAACGAAGAAUUACGAAAAAUAUCAUCGUCCGAUUCGAGCCCGAGAAAGGAUGCUCCAGCUUCCUCAGAAACGACGGAUGAACCCCUCAUCGAGCAUCCUUCCCCAUCGAAAUCGGAUGGACCCGUUGAGAUAGCCAAAGAAGCCAUAGACGCACCGAUAGAAGAAGAUAAAGCAGCUCUCUCUCUGAAGCUGUCGCAGUUACAUACGGUUGGCCAUACAAAGGACGUACGGUUAAGGGAUGAACGAGAAUUGAGGCACACGCAACAAAUGUCUUUACUAGCACAUAAAGAUGUCCUAAGUACGCUACCUCCGGAAGCUGCUGCAAAACUUGUUAAUGCGAACUAUACGCUCUCACGGGACGUUCAGAGUCAGUCGAGCGUUCUCUUAAAUUGGCUAUGGGGGAAAAGCACACCGAAGGUGAUGCACAUGUGAUGAAUGAGCAACGGGAGUGAAACGGACUACAUCCUUAUCUUUUGGUUACAUUCCUGCCAAGUGCCAACUGCCAAGAUUUUUUCUGCAGUUAGGGGUCUCUUGUAGUUAAAAUCGAGAUAAAGAAAAAGGCGCUUCAUUUUCGAACGAACGAAACUGUUAUAAUUAUACAGCGAACUUUUCGUAGUUUUGAAAAGUCGCAUGCGUCUUAUGAAACUCCGGUGGCCACUUUAGAUUACUUAGAAACGAAUUUUCUUUUCUUCUCUUGUUUUUUUUUUUUUUUUUAUUUUGUUUAUAGAUAAGUCACGUAAUGUUUAGAGAUCUAUAUAAAGUCUAAUAACGAUAUACGCGAUAAUAACAUAAGGCUUUUAUUAGGGGUCGCUAUCUUUGAGGGAAACUCCAAUAAAAAUAUGUUCUUUAUUGUAUAAUACUUGUACAGCCUGCGAGCUCUUGUAUAAUACGAGAAAAUGAUUCCCACUAUUAGUAAUUAUUUUAAUUUCUGUUAUAUUUGAUUAGGUGGGGAUAGUAAUCGUUUCUAGUGCAAAUGAAUGAUUUAAUCGAAUAUAAGUUUGUUCGAACGAUUAAUUUUUUUUUCCAGUUUCUAUAUGCAUAUAUGUA
Polistes canadensis is the source of this 11686-nucleotide messenger RNA. RefSeq names its product golgin subfamily A member 4-like. The transcript has 11 exons. NCBI's taxonomy places the organism in Eukaryota, Metazoa, Arthropoda, Insecta, Hymenoptera, Vespidae. The record is from RefSeq and is a predicted model, not a curated record. Bases 290 to 11071 code for a protein of 3593 amino acids.